AUGGUUAAACUAGAGCCGAUAAAACCGGUUGUUCGUUCUCGUUCAUCAUCAUCUGAUAGUGAUUUUGAUGAUAUACAUUCAAUAACAUCAUCUGAUAGUGAUUUAUCUCUUAUUGAAACAUCUGCAACAAAUUCAUCAAAAUCUUGUCAGAAACGUAAAAUCCCUACGUCUAAUCAUAUUAUUCCUCAAGGUACAUUAAUACGUGAUGUGAAUAAUAAUCCUUGGAUGAUACAUCAAUGUGUUAAAGUCUCACAUCAUAAUGAAAGAUUUAUUUAUUUAUGUAGUCAAGUUAAAAAAUCAUUGAAUGUAAAUGAAUUGAAAAUAUCCGAACAAAAUGAACAACAGAAUAUUGUGAAAACAAAAAUAUCACCACUUAUGUAUUUAACUGAUAAAUUAAAACAAUCAAGACAAACUGUAAUUGAUAAAGCACGUGCUGAGAAUGAUAAACUUGAUUAUAUUUUUUAUGGAGCUGUUAUUGGAAAUACAAAUAAAGAAAUUGAACUAAUUAUACCCAAUAAUGAGAAACAAGCUACAUCAUCAAAUAAAAAUUCGGUAAAUAGCAAAAUCUUAUCUCCAUCAACAAAUGAUCAAAAUUCCAAUAAAAUAAUACAUGGUAUUGUUGAAUUUCUAAAAGAUGAUGAUACAUAUGAUGAAAAUAAAAUAAAUAAAUAUUCUAUUGAAAUUAUAUUUGUACAAGAUAAAAAAAAAUCUAAUUUAAUAACAAAUCCAUCUGAAUUACUUCAACAAAUUCUUAAAAAAGAAAUUGCAAAAUUAAAAGAUCUUCGGAGAAAAAAUAUAACAAUAAAUAAUAAAACCAAUGAAGAUUUUCAUAAAUUUAUUAUAACAAAAAAACCUGGACAUUCACAAUAUGAUAUUCAAGAAAGUAAUAAUGAUGAAGGAGAAAAUCUUCCUACAUGUUCAUCUAUUGAAUCUUCAACAAUAAAAUAUUUACUUAAACUUGAAUUAAAUACUUCAUCAUCAUCCUCAAAGCAUUAUACAAUUGAUCAUGAAAUAUCAUUUUAUUCUCGUUUUGCCACACAUGAAAAAUUAAAAUCUUAUAUAAAACGACAUAAUUUAAUGUAUAUUGCUAUUCCUGAAUAUAUAUCACAUGGUAUAUAUAAACAUAUGAAUUUAACAUAUAAAUUUUUAAUAAUGGAACAAUAUCGUGAAAAUCUUCGUUCACUUAUUUAUUCCUACGAUCAAUCAUUACCUGAACAUAAUGCAUUAAAUCUUUUUCUACAAAUGUUAUAUGUUAUACAAUUUAUACAUGAAAAAAAUUAUGUUCAUCAAAUAAUUAAACCAAAAUAUAUGAUGUUUGCUAAUAAACAACCAUAUUUUAUUUUUUUAACACAAUUUCGAACUGUUAGAAGUAUACAUGAUACAGAUAAUCGAUCAAGCGAAGUUCCAAAUGAAAAUCGUCCAAUAAUAACAAAUGAAAAUCAACAUGUAAAACAACAAAAUUAUCAAGUUAAAAAAAAAGUUAAACGUUCACAUCGAACACAAUUAGCUGCUAUACAUAAUAAAACAUCAUCAAUUGUUCCAUCACCAUUACUUGUUAUUGAUGUUCCAAGUCCAACAAUUGAAGAAGAUAAUUUAUUAAUAAAUUCAAAUUCAUAUCAUCAUCCAUUUAGUGUUUAUUCUUCACUUGAUAUGCAUCUUAAUAAUAAACAAACAUAUCGUGGUGAUUUAGAAAUGCUUGGUUAUAAUUUAAUUGUUUGGUCUGGUGGACGAUUACCAUGGGAUAAAAAAAAUAAAAAUAUUCAUUUUAAAUUACAACGUGAUACAAUAACAAAUGAAAAAAAAUUAGCUAAAUCAAAUGUUAAUGAAUUUGUUAAAAAAUGUUUUUUUAUGAAAUUAAUUUCACCUGUUACAUUACGUGCGAUUUGUGAUUAUAUGUCAACUGUUUAUCAAUUAAAUAUUGAUGAUAUGCCUAAUUUUGAUCAAUUACGUGCACCUAUUAAAGAAAUCGUUAAAGCACUAGGGUUUAAAGCAAAUGCAUGUCUCCGUUUAUCAAAUUCAAAAUCUAAAGCAACUAAUACAUCGAAUAAUACAAAUAAGAAUGUUUUGAAUUCUUCUACUCAUACACAAGGAAUUAAACCUAAUGGAAAUAUUAGCAAACAAAUCAAUAUUAAUGAUAUGACAUCACCGGCAAAAGAACUUGAAGUUGAACAAGAUGAUCUUGAAGAUGAUGAGGAUGACGAUGAGGAUGAUGACGAUGAUGAUGAUGAUGAUGAUGAAGACGAUGAAGAAGAGGAAGAUGAAGAAGAAGGUCAUCCUUGUCCACCAGGAGCAAAUUCAUGUGACGAUGAUGAAGACGAUGGUUCAAGUGAUGAAAAUAAUGAUGAUGAUACUCAAAUGGAACAACAAGCUCCAUCAAUUCCCAGUCAAUCAACAAAAACUAAAUGUAAACGAUGUGGUGGUGAUCAUUCACUUGAAGAUCAACAAUCUCAAAUAAGUAGUGAUAAACAAAGUAAUAGUAGUACUGGUCCGAGUACAAAUAAUAAUACUAAUACUCUUACUUAUCAACAAAAACGACAACGAUCAAUUGCUAAACGACUCCAAUUACGUCGUAAAAAGAAAAAUUAA
Rotaria sp. Silwood1 is the source of this 2586-nucleotide messenger RNA. The record is from the annotation of a GenBank genome assembly. Lineage: Eukaryota; Metazoa; Rotifera; Eurotatoria; Philodinida; Philodinidae.